AUGCGGUGGCACGGCCAGGGACCCUCCGGUGGUGGCACGGAGCAGUGGCACGGCCAGGGACCUCAGGGCGGUGGCACGGCCAGGGACCCUCCUAGAGGUGGUGGCGCGGCCAGGGACCCUCUAGGGCGGUGGCGGCAGGGACCUCUAGGAGCGGUGGCGCGGCAGGACCCUCUAGAGGCGGUGGCGCGGCCAGGGACCCCUCCUAGGAGCGGUGGCGCGGCAGGGACCCUCCUAGGAGCGGUGGCGCGGCCAGGGACCCUCCUAGGAGCGGUGGCGCGGCCAGGGACCCUCCUAGGAGCGGUGGCACGGCCAGGGACCCUCCCUGGGCGGUGGCACGGCAGGGACCCUCCUAGGAGUGGUGGCGGCCAGGGCCCUCUAGGAGCGGUGGCGCGGCCGGGACCCCCCUAG
This is a messenger RNA of Homarus americanus (American lobster), 408 nucleotides long. Its product is annotated as translation initiation factor IF-2-like. NCBI's taxonomy places the organism in Eukaryota, Metazoa, Arthropoda, Malacostraca, Decapoda, Nephropidae. Bases 1 to 408 code for a protein of 135 amino acids. The record is from RefSeq and is a predicted model, not a curated record. The transcript is spliced from 2 exons.